Molecule: messenger RNA, 2512 nt
Organism: Chinchilla lanigera (long-tailed chinchilla)
Lineage: Eukaryota; Metazoa; Chordata; Mammalia; Rodentia; Chinchillidae
Gene: Efhd2
Product: EF-hand domain family, member D2
Exons: 4
Coding region: 105-1103 (332 amino acids)
Molecular function (GO): calcium ion binding
Source: RefSeq, a predicted model, not a curated record
UCCCGGAGCCCCUGACCCACACCCACCCGAACUUCGGCCGGGUAACCCCUCUCCCUUCCCGCGGCGACUCAGCUACCCCCCUGAGAACACGUUGGGGAGGCGCGAUGGCUUCUCAUGACAACCCCGUCCCCAGGCCCCCAGGGGUUAGUGACGGCGGGCUGCACCCAUUGUGGUGGGCAUACGAGACCCCCGGGGCGACUGAAAGGACCCCAGCGCCGGGUGCUCGCUGGCCCGGGGAGGCGGGGCGCGGGGGCGGGGCGGCGGUCCCCGAAGUCCCACCCCGGGGCGGUGCCGGCUGGGCAGUGUCAGGAAGAGGAAGCGCGCGGCGCGCUGCAAGCAGGGGCCGGGUCGGGCCGAGCAGCGCCGCGCGGGCCACCAUGGCCACGGACGAGCUGGCCACCAAGCUGAGCCGGCGGCUGCAGAUGGAGGGCGAGGGCGGCGGCGACGCGGCCGGGCAGCCGGGCCUGAACGGGGCGGCGGCGGCCGGGGGCCCCGGGGCGCCCGACGAGGCGGCUGAGGCGCUGGGCAGCGCGGACGACGAGCUGAGCGCCAAGCUGCUGCGGCGCGCGGACCUCAACCAGGGCAUCGGAGAGCCGCAGUCGCCCAGCCGCCGCGUCUUCAACCCCUACACCGAGUUCAAGGAGUUCUCCAGGAAGCAGAUCAAGGACAUGGAGAAGAUGUUCAAGCAGUACGACGCCGGGCGGGAUGGCUUCAUCGAUCUGAUGGAGCUCAAACUCAUGAUGGAGAAGCUUGGAGCUCCCCAGACCCACCUGGGCCUGAAAAACAUGAUUAAGGAGGUGGAUGAGGACUUCGACAGUAAGCUCAGCUUCCGGGAGUUCCUUCUGAUCUUCAGAAAGGCGGCGGCUGGGGAGCUGCAGGAGGACAGCGGGCUGCACGCGCUGGCCCGCCUCUCCGAGAUCGACGUCUCCACUGAGGGUGUCAAGGGCGCUAAGAGCUUCUUCGAGGCCAAGGUGCAGGCCAUGAACGUGUCCAGCCGCUUCGAGGAGGAGAUCAAGGCCGAGCAGGAGGAGAGGAAGAAGCAGGCGGAGGAGAUGAAGCAGCGGAAAGCGGCCUUCAAAGAGCUGCAGUCCACCUUCAAGUAGCGAGGCCACAGCCACCGCCGGCCCUGCCCGGGGGCCGGGGGGCAGGGAGGGAGGCGCGUGGGAGGCGGGGCGGGACCACCACUAAAACCUAAGUUGUGAAUGGAGCUAGUCCAGGGGUCUCUCACGCUGCCCGGCCACUGCCUGCGCCCUUCCGCUGAUCCCACAGCUGCGACCCCAGCGCCGCCCCUGCCUGGCCCAGCCCUCCCUGGCCACCCCUGCGCCUCACACCUCUGGCCCAAGGUUCUGCUGUGCCUGUGUGCCUGGCCCCUCACCCAUCCCGUCCCAUCCUCCUGCUCUAACCAGCAGGCUGCCCUGCCCGGCGCCCGCGACAGCCCCCUACCGGAUGGGAGCGCAAACACAAGAAGGAUCGAGGCUGUCCCCUUAGAGCAGGGUGGGGGGCCCGUGGCAGGCACCAGGGGAGCUGCCCCAGGGCCUGUCCUCCAGCUCUGCCCCACAGUCUGCUGCGAUGGGCGGGCUUCUGUUUCGGUGAAGGGACCCAGGCCCUGGCACCCCAUGGUGACGUAGAGAUGGGGCCCAGCCAGGCAGGGUGAGGGGCCGCUGUGCCGAACUACCUCACGGGCCGCACUCUGCCAGGCCUACCAUGGGGUGGUGGGUGGGAAGGCUUGGGGGGCAGAAACACCACCCCCUGAUGCCCCCGCACAUCCUGAAGUUCCUAGGGGGCUGCGGAGAGAGAGGGGUGGGGAGGAGGGGCUGGGGUCCCCCAAGAUGGGCUGGAAGUGUCUGCACCGCCGCUGGGGAGCAGGGCCUGACCCCCUUCCCACCCUCCUUCCCGAGCGAUGCCCCUGGCUUUGUCCCUAGCUGCUUCCGCCCAUCACAGCCACCCCUGGGAAGCAUGGGGACCCCCAUGCCAUCGCCAAAGGGGCAUGGCCAAGGCCCCCGCCACCGGCCGUCCUCUCACAGCCCCCUCCCCGUGUGCUUGCUCACGUGUGUGUGUGUGUGUGUGUGUGUCUGUGUGUCUUGCCGUGUUGUGAAACUGUGACCGUCACCUAGUCCAGACAAGUGAACGGCCAUGGAGGCCACAGUUAUGCAACUUUCGGUGUGUGUCCUGACAGCGUCACUGCUUUUUAAACUCGAUCGAUAACUCUUUAUUUUAGUACUACGCCCUGGGAGCCCCCAGAGCUCCCAAGGGACUCGAAGAGGUUUUAUUUUUUUGGCCUGAGAACCUGCAGGACGUCGGAGGUGCCUGGCCCCGUGCGGUGGCCUUCACCCUGGGUUGCGUUUGCCUUAGCGGAUAUGUUUAUACAGAUGAAUAUAAAAUCUCCUUCUUCUUUUGGCUUUUUGCUUUUUAUAUUUUUCUUCAUCCCUUCUCAUCCCCCCCCCCAAAAAAAAGCUACUUCUUCAUUGGGUGGUACGAUUAUUUUUUUUAACUAAAAUAAGAUAAAAUUCUA